This is a messenger RNA of Pseudomassariella vexata, 2568 nucleotides long. RefSeq names its product copper amine oxidase 1. The transcript is spliced from 3 exons. Gene Ontology annotation, molecular function: copper ion binding; quinone binding; primary methylamine oxidase activity. The record is from RefSeq and is a predicted model, not a curated record. NCBI's taxonomy places the organism in Eukaryota, Fungi, Ascomycota, Sordariomycetes, Amphisphaeriales, Pseudomassariaceae. Bases 226 to 2310 code for a protein of 694 amino acids. Gene Ontology annotation, biological process: amine metabolic process.
GAACCGACAAGAGCUACCGCGAAGGCCGUGGGGAGCCGAUGACGGUGAAUUAAGGAGGAUCCGAAGCUACAUCAGAAAGUUCGAUAUGCGACUACGGCGUCCUUUUGGCUCUUGCGAUAUUGAUUCCAAAGUAUUUCAGAAUUUUGCCGUAGUGAUCCUUUCUAUGUUGCUCGCGUAAAGUUAGCUGAGGCGGCUUCUCUCCAAAACUCAUCAUCGGCUUCCAAGAUGGCAAUUUCGCGGCCACAUCCUCUACAGCUCAUCUCGGCCGAUGAAGUCACGAAGGCCAGUGCGAUAGUUCGCAGCAUCGCAGAAAAGCAGGGUGUUGCAAUUGGGACAAAGUCUGGACUGCGGUUCAAGAAUAUUUCGCUGCAUGAUCCACCGAAAGCAUUGUUACUACCGUACCUUGACGCAGAAGCUGCAGGAGUUCCUGCGGCUGAUAGACCAUUCGUCCCGAGACUCAUAUUGGCGAUCUGGAGUUAUGAUCGAGAGAGCCGGGUGGUGGAAAGCGUCGUCAGUUUGGACUCGGGCACAGAGGUUGCUCAAAGUCAGACGGCCAAGGGGCAACAUGGAUCUAUCGAUCGAGUCGAGGUACGCGAUAGUCAGCAGCGGAUGCUGGAGGAUCCAUUGGUGAUAGAGGCUAUUGCAAAGCUGAACUUGCCACCAGGGACUAUUGUUCAGAGUGAUCCAUGGAUGUACGGGGCAGACAGGAACUCCAACAAGGAUACUCACAAAUUCAUGCAAGCGCUCCUAUAUGCGCGGGCACCCGACAACCACCCGGACAGUAAUCAGUAUGCAUUUCCAUUGCCUAUAUCCCCACUUUACGACAUAUUCGAAGACAAGGUGGUGGAGAUUACCAAGUUGGCUACUGGAGGCCAGGAAGAUGGACUUGCAUACGACACAGCGUCGGACAAGCCUAUGGCGCACUGCCAAGCGAACGAGUACCAUCCAGACCUUCUUCCUCCAGCAAGGACAGAUCUGAAGCCACUGCAUGUUAUUCAACCCGAGGGACCAAGCUUCACCAUCACGGAGGAGAACUGCGUGUCUUGGCAGAAAUGGCGCUUCAGAGUGGGCUUCAAUUACCGCGAGGGCAUGACAGUCCACGAUGUGCGUUAUGAUGGCCGACCUGUGUUCUACCGUCUCUCCGUGAGCGAGAUGACAGUCCCCUACGGCGAUCCGCGCAGCCCGUUCCACCGCAAGCAGGCAUUUGAUCUGGGUGAUGCCGGGGCCGGAAGUACGGCCAACUGUUUGUCUCUAGGGUGCGACUGCUUGGGUUCCAUCGCCUACUUCAGCGGCUAUCUCAAUGAUGAGGAAGGAGCGCCUGUGAAAGCAGAAAAUGUCAUUUGCUUGCACGAACAGGAUGGUGGCGUCGGCUGGAAGCACACCAAUUUUCGAACGCGAAACCCGAGCAUAGCCCGCGCGAGAAACUUGAUCUUGCAGACUAUCAUCACGGUAGGAAAUUACGAGUACAUCUUCGCAUGGUGCUUCAUGCAAAAUGGAAAUGUCGAGCUUGAGACGCGGGCUACUGGAAUCCUCUCAACCGCGCUCAUCGAUCCUGGCAAAACGAGCGAGUGGGGGAAUGUUGUGAACCCAGGGGUCCUGGCGCCAAAUCAUCAACAUCUGUUCAGCUUGCGAGUCGACCCUAUGUUGGACGGCGCCAGAAACUCCGUUUUCUACGAGGACAGUAUCGCAGUGCCGUACUCCGAGGAAGAGAACCCGCAUGGCAAUGCCUGGCGCGUGGUCAAGACGCCUUUCGAAACGAGUGGUUUCGUCGACGCCGACCCCUUUGCGAACAGGGUGAUCAAGAUGGUGAACGAGACGAAGCGGAAUCCAAUUUCAGGAAAUCCUGUGGGGUACAAGCUAGUCCCGCAACCAUGUCAGCUCAUCCUCGCGGGUGAAAAUUCCGUCGUUCGCAAACGGGCCAAGUUUGCUGAGCAUCACGUCUGGGUGACCAAAUAUCGUGACGGCGAUCUCUGGGCAGGAGGCAAGUGGACGAACCAGAGUCUGUCCGAGGUGGAUGGCGUGUUUGACUACGCAGCACGGAACGAGAAGGUCAGGAAUGAGGACGUGGUGGUUUGGUUGACUUUCGGCAUGACGCAUAACCCCCGGGUUGAGGAUUUCCCCGUUAUGCCUUCAGAGAUUUCAACCAUUAGUCUCAAGCCCGCUGACUUCUUCGACCGGAACCCAGCACUUGACGUACCACAGAGUCGGCAGGAGGUUAACAAGAGUGUGCUGGUGUCGGACCCACUGCCGACAGCGAGCAAGAUGGUUGGCGGUGGCGAUGAGUGCUGCGAUGUCAAGUCGAAGCCGUGACCGAGUAAAUUGGCAAACAUUUUCCGCAGGACCGCGAGGGCUUGGUGGCUCAAAUGACCUAAAUGGCAUAUGAUGAUAUUCAAAUAGGGAACAGAACAGUCGAUCCCAUAAGCACUCGACCUGACGAGACAUGAAAGAAAUACUCAUAUUGGACUUCAGCUAUAGCAACAGAAAGGGAUAUUAUUUGACGUAACCUCGGAUGAUGCCUGUACACGAUGGAAUGUAUGAAGGCGGCCAUCAGAGCAUUAUGUACAGAGC